Messenger RNA from Triticum urartu, 3107 nucleotides. RefSeq lists its product as uncharacterized. Gene Ontology annotation, cellular component: nucleus. The record is from RefSeq and is a predicted model, not a curated record. Lineage: Eukaryota; Viridiplantae; Streptophyta; Magnoliopsida; Poales; Poaceae. Gene Ontology annotation, biological process: rRNA processing.
CGCUAGGGUUUUACGGCGUCCUAUCCCUCCGUCCCGGAGCCGCCGCCUUCUUCGGUCUCUCCUUCCAACCGUCCCUAUUAUCGUCCACCUCAAGUCCGGCCGAGCCGUCUUUCAGCCCGCCUCCAGUCACAGACCCCUCACUAACCAGCGAUGGCCGGCGCCGUCGGCUUCCUCGCGGACGUGAACGACCACUGGCUUAAGCCACGUCUGCUCCGAGUGGUGGUUGGCGAGCGGAUGCCGCAGCCGGGGAGCACCGUUCCGCCGGAGGAGCUGGCCUUCAUCCUCGAGGCGGUGCGCACGCACGGCCUCCUCACCGAGGUCCUCCAGGACCCGUCGGACCAAAAGCUCGCCGAGGCGUGGCGCGCCACGGUCGACGCCUGGGUCGAGCGCGUCGGCGAGCUAGUGGAGAGCGGCUCAUCAUAUAGUUGUUGGUUGGGAACUUGUUUACUUGGCGUGACUUUCCAAGAGUGCAGCAGUGAGCGCUUUGCUGAAUCAUACUCUGAUUGGUUUGAGAAGAUUCUGAGGAACUUGCAGAAAGGACUACCUAGCUUGCAACUUGUUACUUUGGUCUCUUGUACUUCCAUGUCUGAUCUAUUUGCGAGAUUGGCGAAAUAUUUGAACUUAAAGAAAGAGGCAUCAUCCUUUGCUGGAAGAGUUGUUGAACCAUUGCUGCUGCUUUUAAAUGAAAAUGGUCCAGUGGCGGAUGAAGCGAUUGAUUUGCUAAGGACAGUUAUUAAAUUGUAUCCCUCAUCUGUAAAUCGACACUACAAUAAAGUUGAAUCCACCAUUGCAGCAAAGAUUAUGAGUACAGAAGUCAAUGUAAAAUUAUCAAAGAAAUUUGCGAGAGUCUUAGCAAUGCUACCUUCUGUCCGAGUAUCUGAGGGCACUUGGUCAUUGAUGAUUCAGAAAGUACUGAUUGGUAUAAACAAUCUUCUGAACGAUGCCUUUGUUGGGCUGGAAGAAGAAAAGAAAGGGCGUGAGAUUAUGAUGCUUCUAGUUCCACCUGGUAAUGAUCCUCCACCAGUGUUGGGAGAUCAAGUAAAGUUGGGAGGCAAUCUGCAUGUGACAAAGAAAUUUCGUGUCUUCACUGUUCCUACCAUUUCAGCCCUUGCCCAUUGCUGCUGCAUGAUGCUGACUAGUUAUUACCCGGUUCAGGUCACCGUUCCUGUCCGUGCUUUGAUAGCUCUGUCACGGAGAGUGCUCUUAGUUGAUGGAUCAUUGCGCAACAAGUCGUUUCCUUCAACUACUUCCUUGCACCAAGAGCUUAUUUGUUUUGAGCUUCCAUCAUUGCAUUCAUCUUUCUUGGAUUUGCUCCAUGCAACUAUUAAAGGAAUGCGAAGCCAACUUUUACCGCAUGCUGCUAAUAUUGUACGGCUUGUAACUGAUUACUGCAAAAUUGCGAAGUUACCUACUACGAGGACAAAAGUUUACAGCAUUGUUCAGCUGUUGCUGACCUCCAUGGGUGUUGGAAUGUCUCUCCAUUUGUUAGAGGUAAUAGUCAGCAAUGCAGUUGGUGAUCUGGAUGAUAAUUGUGUAAAAGAAAUGACUCUAUUCAGCACAAAUCCAUCAAAAGGGACUAGUGAAUCUUCGUCAAAAAGUUACUCCAAGAAGAGGAAGCAAGAACCACAAAUACAAAAUUCACAUGCCUCGGGUUUGGAGAAAGCAGCAAUCAGCCCAAAGAAAAUGAAAACCUCUUCCAUGCCAACUUCAUCGAAGGGAAUGACCCCUGAAACUCCAGGAGAUGUUAGAAUGUUCACACCACUCUGUGUUAAAAUAGCUGCACUAGAAACCUUGGAAAUUCUUCUGAAUGUGGGGGGGUUUAUUGAGGACAGAUCACUGGAGGGCAAAAGUGGACUUGCUCCUAAUUAACAUAGCUACAAGUGCUUGUGACUCAGGAGCAGGGUAUGAGCCAUCAACAACCAAAGUCGGGGAGACAAGCAUAUCAGACUUUCGACUUGCUUCAUAUAAGGCAUUGCUGGCAUCUUUUCUUUCAUCUCCUCAUGCCCGGCCACUUUAUUUAGCCCAAGGAACUGAACUCUUCAGAAAAGGGAAGCUAGAGAUAGGCACUACGCUCGCAGAGUUUUGUUCACAUGCUUUGCUGGCUUUGGAUGUUCUUACGCACCCUCGAGCCCUUUCUCUAGAAAAGGCAGGUCCUUUAGUCCCUGGACUCAACCGCAGUGAACCAGAAAAGGCAAUUUUUGGUGCUGGCACAUUUAACUUUUCACCAUCCGAAGGGCAGCGCCAGGUUAUUGCGGAUGAAGAUACUUAUGAUGAUUGGUUGCCAUCCAUCAAGGAUAAUGAACCGACAGAAAAGUCUACUCUUGUAAAAGAAGUUCCGCAAAUUGGUUCACAUACAAUUGCUGAGGCAGUAGAAGAUGUUCCUGCAUGCAACAGGAGUGAUGCCAUUAUGGUGGUUGCGACCACAGAAAAAACCUCCCAGCCAAUGACAGUGGAUAAUCCUUCUAGCUCCAAUGCUGUUUCAAAUCCAAUCUACUCAAGGCCACCUGAAACACAGAAAGCCACAGCUACCCCCUUUCGAGAGGAAAAGCGUGCUGAUCAUGUUGAUUCUCUUCUUCAGAAUAAAAGCUCAGCUGCGGUCAACCUACCAUUCCGCAAUCUGGCAACCUCAGGUGAUAAACCAUCUGACCCAGGUGUUGCUGCUCCGAGCAGCUAUAAAGAUGUCUCUUCAACCCGCUUCAUUCAGCCCAUCAAGGCAGACUUGUCUGAUACAGAGUCAGGAGACUCUAUGCCAGAGAUACAAGACGGCGACCUGGAUUCUGACUAUUGAGCUUCCUUCAAUCAAGGAUAAACAUAUACCCUUGCCUUUUUUCGUCCAUCUUUAUCAGCAUAUCCCUUGGGGUCAGAGCCAUUUUUGCUAUAUAUAUGGCUCUGUUUAUCUAAGAAUGACCAUCGGCUUAACGUUCGUGUAUUCUGUUGCUUUCUGUACCUAUGACACUUGCAUGGUUUGCCAGCGCCUUUGUGCCCAGUGCAAGGAAGAUGUGGCAGCUCUGUAGAAAAAUUAUACGAGGAUUAGUUAUUUCUUUUUUUGAGGACUUGAAGAAGAGGGACAAGUUGACAAACGUUAACCAUGAAUUCCAAGCCAAAAA